ACCCCAGGCACGGUAUACCACGCUAGCGAUGUGCAGCACGUCCACAGCCUGGUACGCAAGUACAUGCGGUAUUCAACAGCAGCCACAUCGUUCGUGGACUUUGAUGAGGGCUGGGCAUCCUGCGGCAUAGCGUGCAACAGCCCUGACGUGCGCACAGUAAUGCUGAAUGUUACGUGGCACAUUGACUUUCCGCUCAGCGAUGGGUUUGUUGCGCUGCACCACCAGGACCGCGAAAUUGUCGUCUCCUGGGCUGGCACGCACCGGUACCGGGCGCUGCUGAUGGACAUGGCAUUCUUCACUUUGCCCUACAUAGAAGGCGAAAGCAUGAAUGUGCACAGCGGGUUUCUCGAGUCCGUCCGUGGGAUGAUCGGCCCCGUCAAGCAGCACUUGGAGGUUCUGAUGGACGAGUUUCCCGAUUACAUGGUGGUGGUCACUGGGCACUCAAAAGGGGGAGCUGAAGCCGCGCUGUGCGCGCUGGACCUUGUGCGGCAGAUUAGCGGGCUGCGCCAGCGGCUGCGUGUCUGGACGUUCGGGCAGCCGCGCGUCGGCGAUGCAGCAUUUGCACACUACUAUAACCGGAUUCUCGGUGGCAUCACGUUCCGUGUAACCGGCGUCGCCGAUCCAGUUGUGGCUCUCUGGAUCAUGAAUAACGACGGCGACAUCUAUGUGGCCCAGAACACGACGGAGUGCGAGGACCCGGCGGGCAGCCAGUCGGUGCCGUUUUUCCUGCGAACAAUCCAGUCUCACAAGGACUACUUGGGACUGCCGCCUCCUGACCAUGCCGAUGCAGAGUUCAGCUGGUAGAGGUCGGUGUUCCUCCCCCUUUGGAGGAAAUCCGUGCGACCAUGGAGCUACAUGGUUCGGGGAAGGAGAGAAGAGGUCCGUGGAAAUGAUCUCCGGUGGGGCGUG
This is a messenger RNA of Linderina pennispora, 909 nucleotides long. RefSeq names its product alpha/beta-hydrolase. Gene Ontology annotation, biological process: lipid metabolic process. The record is from RefSeq and is a predicted model, not a curated record. NCBI's taxonomy places the organism in Eukaryota, Fungi, Kickxellomycota, Kickxellomycetes, Kickxellales, Kickxellaceae. The coding region runs from base 160 to 804 and encodes 214 amino acids. The transcript has 3 exons.